CGCGCAUCUGGCAGCCACACUUGGCAGAUCUCUGUAUAGUCCGCCAGCCUUCCUGCUCACAGAAUAUUGGAAGGAGAGUCCAGAGACGGUACGGAGAGAGCCGGUAAACCGGUAAAAAUGGAGAAAGUAUUAGGACUCGCAGUGGUAUCCAGUAUUUUGUGUGUCGGAUCGGUUGUGGGAAAAUACGUCAGAGGUAUCGUCAAUACAAAAGAGGACUGGGUGUUCCUCACAAGGUUUUGCUUCCUGACUGAUUUUGGUAGAUUGGAUUUUAAAUUCCGAUACCCCAGGUCCCGUUGCUGUCAGAACAUAUUGCUCUACUUUGAUGAAAGCUCUCAGUGGCCAGCUGUGUACAAGAGGCCGGAGAAGGAUUGUUACCAGAAAGAGUCAGUACUGAGGCCCGAAAACAACCAGGUCAUCAACCUGACUACCCACUAUACCUGGUCUGGCUGUGUGGUUGAAGGAGAGGGUAAUGAGGAGAUGCUGAGUUGUGUAGGAGGUCGAAGUUUUCGCUCAGUCAGAGAGAGAUGGUGGUACAUCGCUCUUAGCAAGUGUGGGGGAGAUGGGCUGCAGUUGGAAUAUGAAAUGACAUUAACCAAUGGGCAGUCUUUCUGGACCCAGCACUUCUCCGCAGAUGAAUUUGGCAUCCUGGAGACCGACAUCACAUUCUUGGUCAUAUUCGCCACUGUGUUUACUCUGUCUUGUUAUUUUGCUUAUAAUUUAAAGGGAAGACAGCUGCUCCAUACAACCUAUAAGAUGUUUAUGACUGCGGCUGGAGUUGAGGUCUUAAGCCUGCUAUUCUUUUGCAUUUACUGGGGCCUUUAUGCCAGAGAUGGUGUCGGGAAUGGCAGUCUGAAGAUAUUAGGGAAAUUACUCUUUUCUGUGAGCUUCCUGGUUUUCCUGCUUAUGCUGAUACUCUUGGGGAAGGGAUUCACAGUUACAAGGGCCAGAAUAAGCCACAGUGGCUCUGUCAAACUUUCCAUUUAUAUGACAGUGUACACCAUCACCUACAUCAUCCUCUUCAUAUACGAAGCAGAAUUCUUUGAUCCAGGCGAGGUGCUGUAUGCUUAUGACAGCCCUGCAGGGUAUGGUCUAAUGGGUUUGCAGCUGCUUGCAUACGUAUGGUUCUGCUAUGCUGUGCUGGUGUCGCUCAAACACUACCCUGAAAAACAACCUUUCUACAUUCCCUUCUUCACUGCGUACACUCUGUGGUUUUUUGCUGUGCCAGUCAUGGCCCUAAUUGCCAACUUUGGCAUCUCUCGGUGGGCCAGGGAAAAGAUUGUGAAUGGCAUCCAACUUGGCAUCCAUCUUUAUGCCCAUAUUGUGUUCCUGGCCAUCACACGCCCAUCAGCAGCCAAUAAGAACUUUCCCUACCAUGUGAGGACAUCUCAAAUAGGCAUUCUUCUCUCCAGUCCCAAAGGCAUGGGGGCAGAGAGUUUCCCUCACCAUGCUUAUGGGAACAGUUCCUUCCUGGGAGAUUCGCAGCCAAACUUCACAGAGCUAUUCUCUAUACAUUCUCCAGACCCUGUUAAGACGAUAGAUGAGGCGGUGGCCCAGAAGGGACAGGAAGUGCCAAGAAACAGUGAGCAUAAGAUCAUCACCACAACGGCAGACCUGUCAUCUAACUUUUCUCCUCUUCCUCCUCCAAUACCAUCACGUAUCUCUGCCCACUCCCCGCCUCCUCCCAGAUUAACAUCCCACUUCACAGAGUAUUUUAGUAUGCAAGGGGCCACGGGGAUGGGUUCCAGUGCCUAGAGCAGACAGUAGAGGAACAUGCAUGUGGAGGAGGGACAAAGCAAGAAUAUCUACUUUGGAUAUCUAAGAGGUGGAAUCGAUUUAAAUAUUUCAGUAGAUUAGGUUAAGGCAAGCAUAUAAAGGAAGCCAUUUUCAAAAAAAAGUUACCAAAACUUCUGUAUCUUGAAUUUGUAAUGAGAAAUGCAAGGUGCAGAAUGAAGAAAGAGAUCGGGACGUAACCCACUCCCUUUACUCCUAAAAAAAAAAAUAAGAAGCAAUAAAUAUUUCAGUGAGACGACAGAGUCAUUGGAGAGGUAAUAUAUAGGCAGUGCAAUAGAGUGUCAAGAGACAGCGGUGAAUCUAGAAUAGAGCUAUUUAAAACUUAAUGUGACAAUAGGAUAGUGAUGUGUACAGUAACAGUACAGUACAGUGAGCUCAUUUACACUUUUUUUAGUGCUUCGUUCAUUUCAAGUGGUGCUGUUAAUAUUUGAAUUUCCAUGCCAUUUUAAUGACACAGAACCAAGUAUUCAUCUCCCUUACUAGAUGCAGUGGCAUAUUUUUUUACAUUAUUUUUUUUUUAUACAUUUAUUUACAUAAAUUGUCUGUAAAGUUGAGCUCAUUUGGGGUUUAUAUUUUUAUUCACAUUGAAUACAGCUAGAGACUUUGCAAACUGAUGUUAAACUGCAAUGGCAAGUUAACGUGGACAGCUCGGCAGUAUUUGUAUACCAUGCAUGUUUGUGCUUUGUCUACAUUCUGAUAUAUUCAAUGUAAUUUUGGGUGUGCCUAGUUUUCAGUACUAGCAGUCUUCAUUUUGUAUACAGUACACACUGUGUAUAGUUAUGUAGAGAAUAUUUAACUCAAGCAGAUAAUGGAUGAGGACAUGCUAUCUUCAUCCCAGCUCUCUGUAUUGUCCACUCCAUACUAACAGCUUAAUACAGUGUAUGGGUGUGUGGAGUUCAAAAACAACCAUUUUUUUUUUUUUUUUACCUGAACUUGACAGAGCUGUUCACUGCAUGAGUGUUUGGAGUUCAGAUUCAAUUCCUGCAAAUUUUGUUGCACAUUGAAAAGAAUGUUUUACACUCACCCACAGCGGAUCUUCGGUGGAUAUGGAGCAGUGAUUUUUAUUCUAUCAGUCCACUGGGGUUGUUUGUUUACUUGGGUGUCCAAUGAAAUUAUAACUCUACACUUACAAAUACACUUUGUAUUAACUGCAUGGAGCACUUUAAUAUUUCUACACACUUGUUAAAUUACCCAUGGCGACCCUUGCAAAUGCAACCAUAGUGCAAUACGGUGUAUUACACAAUUUUAUAAUGUACAGGUAAAUGUUUUAUCUGUAAAAAUGCCCACAACAAUUGAUUAUGUGUCAUAUUUCUGUUAUAUAUCAACAUCAGCAUACCCUACAGAGAAUAUGCCUGGAAUUGACCUGCUUUAAAUAUAAUCCUAUAUGUUAUGUACGUAAUGGCAUAUUUAUAUUCAAAAUUAUGAUUUUUAAGAGAAGAACCAUACUUGAAGAAUCAUUAAAGCUAGGUUCCAGUGGUUUAAGUUUGAAUUAUUAAUAAAUGGAAGCCACCAGAAAAGCAGGUGAUUUUAAAUGCCGUUGACAUUUCACAAUCUUUUUAGUGAGUGUGCACACAAAGCAAAGAAGAGAGAGCACACUUUUUGAAUGUAUGAAAGAUAUUAGCACAGCACAUUGAGGAGCACAGAAAGAUUCAGUUAAGCACAUUUUUGUUGCACAUGUUCAUACUGAAUGCAUUUUAAAAGUGUCAAAUGACUUGGCAGUACAUACUCUUUUUUGCCAAAUUAAAAUGGUCUGGUUUACUA
Messenger RNA from Myxocyprinus asiaticus (Chinese sucker), 3552 nucleotides. It is a transcript of the gene tmem145, whose product is annotated as transmembrane protein 145. Gene Ontology annotation, biological process: G protein-coupled receptor signaling pathway; response to pheromone. The record is from RefSeq and is a predicted model, not a curated record. The transcript is spliced from 15 exons. Lineage: Eukaryota; Metazoa; Chordata; Actinopteri; Cypriniformes; Catostomidae. Bases 118 to 1752 code for a protein of 544 amino acids.